Bicyclus anynana (squinting bush brown) is the source of this 1362-nucleotide messenger RNA. It is a transcript of the gene Aprt, whose product is annotated as adenine phosphoribosyltransferase. The coding region runs from base 270 to 818 and encodes 182 amino acids. Gene Ontology annotation, molecular function: AMP binding; adenine binding; adenine phosphoribosyltransferase activity. Gene Ontology annotation, cellular component: cytoplasm. The record is from RefSeq and is a predicted model, not a curated record. NCBI's taxonomy places the organism in Eukaryota, Metazoa, Arthropoda, Insecta, Lepidoptera, Nymphalidae. Gene Ontology annotation, biological process: adenine salvage; AMP salvage. The transcript has 3 exons.
AUGUCAACAGUCAAUUGUCAUUACAUGAUUUAAGAUUAUUUGAUUACAAAGAUAACCUAAAAUAAAGUGAAUAUUAGGGUGUGUUGGGGUGUUUGUGUUUCCUGUUGUAUUACUUGCGUAGAGCAAAGAAUAGAAUCCUAUUAGAAUUACCCAAGAGAGAGGCGUAGAAUCAUUUGGUCUUCCAAUCAGUCUGAUGAUGCUGUAAUGGUAGUUACAAAUUAAAAAAACUUUAAAAUUCAAUUAUAAAAAAAGAUACCUACUUCAAGAAAAUGAAUUCCGAAUAUGCGAAGAAAAUUGAUAACUUGAAAUCAAAAUUGAAAAGUUACCCUGACUUUCCAAAAGAAGGCAUUUUAUUUUGGGAUAUCUUCUCCGCUCUAUCUGAUGGAUACACAUGCAAGUUGCUACAGAGUCUACUGGUGGAAACAAUUCGCUGCAAAUACCCUGAUGUCGAAGCUGUAGUGGGCUUGGAAGCGAGAGGUUUUUUAUUCUCAUUCUCUGUGGCGGCAGAACUGGGGAUAGCAUGUCUGCCAAUACGAAAAAAAGGAAAGUUACCUGGAGAGGUGCUUUCACACAAAUAUGAUCUGGAAUAUGGUUCUGAUGUCCUAGAAAUACAGAAGGACUCUGUGCGUCCAGGUCUCAAGUGCCUCAUCAUUGAUGACCUCAUAGCCACUGGAGGCUCAAUAGGUGCGGCUGCUCAGCUACUUUACAGUUGCGGAGCCCAUGUGCUAGGGAGUCUCGUUAUUAUAGAGUUGAACUCUUUGAAUGGGCGGGAGAACAUUCCAGAUGUACCUGUACAUUCCUUGAUUACUUAUGAUUAAAAUUCUGGGCUGUUAAGGUUGGACCAGUGAGAUGUUAUUACCUCUACAGUGGAGACUUCAUAUAUUACUUGUUGACUGUUAAAGAUUAUGGAGUAUGAAAAUAUGUAUAUGUACUUUUUAAAUUAUUAUGUUAUCUGAUAAAGGAUUGUAAUAGAAUGAAAGCAUAAAAAGUGUACCGAUCACAAAAAUAAUUGGAGAAUAUUUUGAAAAAAGUAUAAAUAUUAUAUGUAAAAUUAGCCAACGCCUCGCGGUUUCAGCCGCGUAUCUCACGUUCUCGUUAUGAUAAAGGGUUAAAAUAUAGGCUGUGACAGUUACAAAAUAAGGUAAAUUCUAGUGGUAAACGAAUUUUCGAAAUCGGUUUAUUAGAUCCCCUAGUGCUACAAACUUUACCUCUAAAAUAUUAGUAGAUUAUCUGUGAGAACCCCUAAAUUAUUCUUUUUGUAAUUCAAGCUCAAAAGGUAAUAACAGCUCACUGACGUUAAGUAGAUAGGUACAGUUUUGAUACAAUUUUAUUAUAUUCUGUAAGUAAAUAUUAUAUUUAUUU